AUGAUUAAUUCUAAUGGUGAUAGAAAACCUCGGAGAUCGUCAUUAAAGUUUACAUUCGAUCCAGUGAACGAUGCAUCCGAAGGUAUUGUAUCAUCUAGGGGUUUGAAUAGACGCGUUUCAUUCUCUCAAUAUGUUUUUGUUUUGGGCGACGAGGAUGAUAGUUCUCAAAUGUGUGUUAGUCGUUUCAACUCGAAUAUAUCUGUGGAAGAUGAAUUUGCUACUACUAAUAAUAAUAUCAAUAAUAAUAAUAAUAAUGGCUAUAAUAAUGACAACAAUAACAACAAUAGCAAUAUUAACGAUAAUAUGGAAAGUGUCACAUCUAUAAGUGAUGUUUCUAUGGAAUUAUCACACGAAUCUUUCAAUGAACAACAAAACACGAAUAUGGAAGUAGAUAAUGAAGCUGAUAGUCGAAGGUUAUCCUCUAAAUGUAGUUCUUUGGAAUCAAUUACUACUUCUAGUCUAGAUGAAAUGAUGAUUGUACCAAAUGAAUUAAGUUGUACACCUAGACAUCAUCAUAAUGCUUCAGAUAUGGAGGUACAAAGUAGCAUAUGUCCAUUACCAUUACCAGUUAAUGAAGAAUUGUGUAGCAUGUCUAUCAUCUCCAAUAAUGAAUUGAAUCUUUCCACCAAUAAUGAUGGAAACAUUGAUAAAAGUUUACCUGACAAUAGUUUAACUCAUAAAAAAUAUUCCCAGCCUUUAUAUCAUAAUGACGUACCGGACACUACUCCAACAAUAAAAAAUAACGAGGAUGUAAAUCUUGAAAAAAUCCUUACACCGUCGUUCAGGUCACCUCAUUUUCUACAGUCUACAAAUACGAUGAUGACAGAUAUAGUUGAAGAUCCAUUAUUAUCGCAUAAACGACCUGUAUCGGUUGUUAAAAUGCCCUUAAUCAAUUUGAAUCUAAGUAAUUCCUUACCAUUGACAAGAAGACGAUGUAAUAUUAAUAAUAAUCUCCAAUCGGAUGUUGACAAAACGCCAAAACCUUCUGAACCAGAAAGAAUUACAUUUGUUAGCUUAAUUAAUACACCACUACGUCAAGCAAAUAUCGAUGAUACCGGUAUUAAUCUAACUUCCGUAAAAAAAGUGAUUCGACCGAAAACUUUCAGAGAUGUAAAUGAGUAUAAACCAGAACGACUUUUAUCAAGUACCAGACGAUUGCAUAAUCACCUGCACAAUCAGCUAGUUGAAUGUCAACUUGAAGCUGUCAUCGAUCAUAUUAAAUAUGAUUUUUGUAACAUUAAAAGUAUUGUGAAUUUCUUGCGUAAAAAUGAAUACAUCGAUUGUAACUUGGAAACUUUGGACAAAUCAACAUUGCUGACUGAUAUGGACCGAUAUGGAUCAGAUGAAUAUUUACAAUUGCAAAACCAACUAAACUUUCAUCUCUAUGAUAAAUUAGUUAAACGACGAUUUGUUAUUGAAACUGAGAAUAUAAAUCGAUUGGAAUUCUGGAAACGUUUAUAUUUAGAACGUAUCAGUACUGUAUUAAUUUCGCCUCAAUUAAAAUCAGUUACAAAGAACGUAUCUGAAAUGAAUUUGAUAGAGCAUUUAAAAUUUAUGGCUGGUGCACAACAAUUAUUUCAUACUUGUUCAAAAUUUGCUCAACAAGAAAUCUAUCAAAUUAUGGAUGAGAAUAUAUCUGCUCGUAAUCUAGAAUUAAAUUUGGAAAUUGAUAAUUUAAAACAAUUGAAUGAUUAUCUUGAAUUAGUGAUAAGUCAAAAACAAUCUGAACUAAACCAAAAACGACAAGAGCGGGAACAAUUAUUAGAACUCGAAACGUAUGCCAAAGAAGUAAUUCAAAAACUCAAUAGAAUCAAACAAGAAAUUGAUGAAACUACUCAACGUCAGAUUGUAAUACGUCAAUCAAAUAAAAAGUUAUUCCAAAGAAAACAAUACUUGGAAACAAAGUUGAAAGAAUUAUUAGAAAAAAAUCGUCAAGAGGAAUUGUAUAAUUCAAGCACUAUGCUUAAUCGUUCUGUCGGUUGUACAGAAUUAUUUCCUAUACCGAUCAAUGAAACAUCCAUUAUUCAACAUUGCAAUAAUAAUGAUAGGAGCAAACUUGAACCAAUAAUCACGAGACAAGUAAUAAAUUUAUUUUCACCUUGUCGUAUAACAUGUACAUCGUUUGAAACAGAUAACCAUAUAUAUGAAGUAUCAACAUUAUUUGGUCUAGUGAAUUUCUUAUUAACUUGUCAAGUAUGCAAUCUGUUAGUUGAUGACACUGAUAGAAAGAAUAACAAUAAUCAUCAAUGUAUUGAAAACAUUGACGGUAAUGAUGACGAUGAAGAAGAAGAUGAUGAUGAUGAUGACGAUAUUCAGAUAACAGUUAAUCCGGAAAAUUUGAAAGUGAUCAGUGUGCAAGUUAUCGCACCAACAGAUGUUGAAUGUCCCGUUGAGUGUCCGCCAGUUGAAUCGGUUGCUCGUAUUUUUAUUGAAUAUUUAAAUACAGUUGGAUAUGAUAGUUUACGUACACGAUGUAUUGGGUUUACAAUGGCUGAUGUAAUUGAAACAAUUGAAACUAUCAUUGUUCCGUUCAUGGUUUUGGCCAGUGAUUUACGUUGUUUAUGGUUAGCUAAAUGUGAUGUAAAUCUUGUUAUGAAAUCAAUAGAUGAUCAAUUAUUCACUGGUUGUUAUUUUACACCAAAGAAAUUACGUAAUUUAAUUGGACAAACACCACGAUCUACAACUGUUCAAUCUUUGUCAUCUUCACAUAGAACACCAUUUCAUACAAAUCAAUUACAUCAUCAAUCGAUCAUUGGUGAAAGUAUGAUACCUGUUGAAAAGUCAUUAUCGUUCUAUGAAUAUUUAACACCAUGUGAACCAUUUAGCAUAACUGUAAAAUUUUCUACACGUAACUAUCGUAUAAUGGUACGAUUCACUUUAAUGUCAUUGGAUUACAUGGAUUCCAAUCAAGGCUCCGUUGAAUUUGAAGUUUUAAGAGGAAACUUAAGAACUGAAAAACUAGAAGAAUAUUUUAAAACAUGUAAACCAACCUGUGGAAAUUUAUACAGUAUUAUAUCAAAUCUUCAAUUAUUUCUAUCAUCUUCUAGAUGA
Schistosoma spindalis is the source of this 3051-nucleotide messenger RNA. NCBI's taxonomy places the organism in Eukaryota, Metazoa, Platyhelminthes, Trematoda, Strigeidida, Schistosomatidae. The record is from the annotation of a GenBank genome assembly.